UUUUAGUAGUAGAAUUUCCUUUAACGUCAGACGGCAUAGUUCGAAAAUUGUUAAGAAAAUAACAUCCACAAGUAUAGUAAAAUGUGGUUGGCAGGAAAUCUGUUCAAAGGAUCCAUAGCAAUCGGAUUCAGUCGUUUACUGCACCUCAAACGCAAGGAGGUUUAUAUGGAAUGCUUUCGCAUCCUGGGCGUUCACGAAACAGCCGAUCAGAAUACGGUGCGCCACGCCUACUUGGAUCUGGUGAAACGGGUGCAUCCCGAUUCGGGAACGGAGGAGGCCAGUGCCGAGCGCUUCCAGCAGGUGGACGAGGCCUUCCGUGUGCUGCAGGAGAAAUUUGCCAAAGGCCGGCGAAACAUCCAGGAGGACGAGGAGGAGGCCAUGGAGUUUGACAUCAAGCAUACGGCCCCGCAGCACCGGCAAUAUCUGUCCAACGAGGGCAUAGGAGUGGGCACUCCCUUUCAGCGGCAGAAGCAGUACCAGCAGGUGCGCGCCAUGAAGGCUCAGGAGCGCGUCCUGGAGCACCGCAUCGACAAGGCGGCGGCUGGAGAGAAAACAUUGAUGUCCAAGGGCGGCAGCCACUUUCGCAAGCAUGCCAUCAAGACCAAGUACGGUAUCGAUCGUGUGGUCGAGGAUCUCAUUCAGGAGGCCAUGUCCAAGGGCGACUUCAACAAUCUAAACGGGUCAGGAAAGCCACUGUCCUCGGCUCAGUCGCAGAAUCCGUAUCUGGACUUCACGACCCAUAAGUUGAACAAGAUUAUGUUGGACAACGGCUUCACGCCGGAAUGGAUAAGCCUGGGCAAGGACAUUCGCGAUGCGGUUGCCCAGCUGAAGACGAAACUGCGCCAGGAGCGAAAAUACUACGGCGAAUGGCCAUUGCAGCGUGCUGAGGAUCUGACAGCCUGGAAACUGUUUACCCGGAAUCACCAGGACGAUGUGCAGCAACUGAACAAGCUCAUCGACAAGUACAAUCUGAUUGUGCCCAUUCUGGAGAAUCAGUUCUUUCGCCUGCAACUCGACAGGAUGGCUGAACCCAUAUUUAAGGAUCCGGAAUUGCAGCGUAACGUAGUAAGACCCGAAGUGAGAGCUAAGCCCAGCAGCAAUCUGGAAAAUCAGGGGAGUGCUGGUACAAGUUUGUUUUCCCUAUUUAGCAAACUAUUGUAAUUCAAAAUGUGUGAUUUUAAAAUAUGUGAUAUUAGAUGUAGAUCAAGGUGCUGUAAGUUUAUGUUUACAAUAUAUGUAUGAAAUAGUUCAAAAGCUCAA
This is a messenger RNA of Drosophila teissieri, 1260 nucleotides long. RefSeq names its product dnaJ homolog subfamily C member 28. Lineage: Eukaryota; Metazoa; Arthropoda; Insecta; Diptera; Drosophilidae. The record is from RefSeq and is a predicted model, not a curated record. The transcript has 2 exons. The coding region runs from base 82 to 1161 and encodes 359 amino acids.